CCCAGCCUCAGGCUGUUCCUCCAGAAAGUAGCCACCGUUUUAAACCUAACGAUGUAACUCAAGGGGCAGAUUCCCGUCAGCAGCCGCGGAACGAGGCUAGCUGAAUGCGAGGGCGGCGAGUGGACGGAGGAGGCGGAGGCGGCCUCAAAUCAGACGACGCAGGUUUUAACCCCCCCCCCAACUUAAAAAAAAACAAGACACUCCGCGCUCUUCCCGCCUUAAAGUGCGCAACCAUUGGCUGGCGAUGACAUCACCGUUGGGAUGACGAGAACAAGCCGGAAGUUCUGAAGCGACGCCCUUCAGCAGCAACCGACAGGGGCAGAAUUCCGGGGAGGGAAGCGACCGCGGAAAAGAUGGCUGCGGAGAGUUAUCCGAGGUCGUCCAUUGAGGACGACUUCAACUAUGGCACGAACGUCGCGACGGCUAGCGUGCACAUCCGCUUGGCUUUCCUGCGCAAAGUCUAUAGCAUACUUUCAGUCCAGAUUUUUUUGACAACUGUAACCUCUGCAGCUUUUCUCUAUUUCACAACAAUCCGGACGUUUGUACAUGAAAGCCCUGCUUUACUUUUGAUGGGCUUGGUUGGUUCUUUGGCUCUGAUUGUGGCGUUAACUCUAUAUAGACAUCAGUAUCCAGUUAAUUUAUAUCUUCUCUUUGGAUUUACUUUUUUGGAAGCACUGACUAUUGCCAUUACAGUGACUUUCUAUGAAGUAUCAAUUGUGUUACAAGCCUUUAUUCUGACAACAACUGUGUUUUUAGCCCUUACUGUGUACACAUUGCAAUCCAAACGGGAUUUCAGUAGAGCUGGAGCGGGGCUCUUUACUUGCUUGUGGAUUCUUCUCCUGACAAGCAUUUUAAAGUUAUUUUUCAAUAAUGAAGUAGUAGAACUGGUAUUUGCUGCUGCAGGAGCGCUUCUGUUCUGUGGAUUUAUCAUCUACGACACUCAUCUAUUAAUGCACAAACUCUCUCCGGAAGAAUAUAUACUGGCUGCAAUCAAUCUUUAUUUGGACAUCAUCAAUCUGUUUUUGCACCUGCUCCGUUUGCUAGAAGCAUUUAAUAAAAAGUAAUAGGAAGUUUUAAUUCAAAUUUGAGAUAAUUUAUAUGCAGUAUCUAAAGAGUUAAUUAAGACCUAGAAAAUCUGCAGUCUACUUUGAGACUGAAGCUUGGUUUUACAUUCUGUAAAGCUGAUUCUUACUGAAUCUAUUCUGAGAUCAGUUAAUUAUAUAUUGCAGGCAUCUUGGCUGUUUGGCAAAGGCUUACUCCAUCUAUUUGCAUAUUAUUAGUAUUGAUUGAAAGACUUGCUCAUCAACUCAUUUGUGCCAAUAAGUACCAUUAAAAUUCUAUUUUAUUCCUGCAGUAAUUGCCACAGAUGUGUCCUUUGAGAGUUACAGUUGUUGCUGGUUGAAUAACAUAAAGUCUCCUUGAUUUCACUAUU
This is a messenger RNA of Thamnophis elegans (Western terrestrial garter snake), 1432 nucleotides long. It is a transcript of the gene TMBIM4, whose product is annotated as transmembrane BAX inhibitor motif containing 4. The record is from RefSeq and is a predicted model, not a curated record. The transcript is spliced from 7 exons. Gene Ontology annotation, biological process: negative regulation of apoptotic process. NCBI's taxonomy places the organism in Eukaryota, Metazoa, Chordata, Lepidosauria, Squamata, Natricidae. Bases 354 to 1064 code for a protein of 236 amino acids. Gene Ontology annotation, cellular component: membrane.